Elgaria multicarinata webbii is the source of this 1593-nucleotide messenger RNA. It is a transcript of the gene PARP11, whose product is annotated as poly(ADP-ribose) polymerase family member 11. The coding region runs from base 22 to 816 and encodes 264 amino acids. Gene Ontology annotation, molecular function: NAD+-protein mono-ADP-ribosyltransferase activity; NAD+ poly-ADP-ribosyltransferase activity. The transcript is spliced from 8 exons. NCBI's taxonomy places the organism in Eukaryota, Metazoa, Chordata, Lepidosauria, Squamata, Anguidae. Gene Ontology annotation, cellular component: nucleus. The record is from RefSeq and is a predicted model, not a curated record.
GUUGCGCUCCUGCGGCCGGAAAUGUUUCAAGGAGCAGAUGAACUCUUUCAAAAUGUGGCAGAUCAUCUUGAAGAAAUGGAUACAUCAGAUACCCAGUGGGGAUGGUUUUACUUGGCUGAAUGUGGCAAAUGGCAUAUGUUUGAGACUGAUUCUAAUACCCAGUGUUCACUUAGCAGUGAAGACAUUGAACGGAGGUUCAAAAUGAAUCCACAAGGCUCCUUUUUUUUUACAACUGCAAAAUUUAACUACAUUUUAGACUUUUCAGAGAUGAAACAAACCAAUCAAGCAACUGGAAAAGAACGUCCCAUAAAGCGAGCUCCAUUUUCUAUCAGUGCCUUCAGUUACAUCUGCGAAAAUCAGUCUAUCCCUAUGCCUUCACACUGGGAAAAUGUAAAUUCAGAAGAACCUUACCAGCUUAUUCCUUUGCAUAAUCAGACAAAUGAAUAUAUUGAAGUUGCUAGCCACUUUGGGAAAACAAUGGAUAGCAAUCAGAUUAAACGAAUUCAGAGAAUUCAGAACCUAGACUUGUGGGAAUUCUUUUGCAGGAAAAAGGCUCAGUUGAAGAAGAAAAGAGGUGUCUCCUUCAUUAAUGAGCAUAUGUUAUUUCACGGCACCAGCAAUGAAUUUGUUGAAGCCAUCUGCAUUCAUAACUUUGACUGGAGAAUCAAUGGCAUGCAUGCUGCUGUGUAUGGAAAAGCUCUGGGGUAUGACAUGGAGCCAUACAAGCUCUACACAGGAGAAGGUGCUCAGAAGCAAUCACAUCAACCCAUUUUGAGGCAAUUACAUCUUCAGCUGCCUGUCUAUUGGGGCCUAUAAAGAAACUGCACUAUACUGAGGGCCACUGUUUAGUAGAACCAACCCUAAAGGUCUUUGCAGCCAAGAUUGUGUCCCAUCUUCUAAACAGUGCACCAAUCUGGGGUAGCCACUGCAGAGAUGAACUUGAUGAAAUCCAAAACAAGUUCCUUCAUAUGCUCUUGGCAGUGUCAUGCGGUAUACCUGGUGCAUUAUUAAGGACUGAACUAGAACUCCCUUCUCUAAAAGCACGUAUACACAAAUCCACAAUAUUGUAUUGGGGGGAAAUUGCUAUCGUUGCCAGAACAACAUUUAGCAAAAUUAUGCUUUUUGGAUUUGCAGAAUAGAGAAGGCUGGGUACAAUCUUGUAGAUGCUUGAUGUUGAGCUACUCAAUCCCCUUAACAAUGACAACGCAAGCUGUAUCCAAUCAUAAAAUCCGAGAUAUUGUGUUUGGUGAAAAUGCCAAAAGGGAUUCUGAAUACAUUAAAAAAAAUCCUGUAAAUUUGCUACUUGGUAUACCAAAAUCAAAACAUCUUAAAAGGGAUACUUAUUUGUGAGAAUUAACCUUUUUCCCUUUUAGGCAUGCUUUCUCAGGCUGCAAGAAAAAUAAGAGCAGCCUUUCUAUACCAUACCACUGUCAAAUCCUAAGGGGGUUAAACAGAAGGAAUGUUUUAAAUCCUGAUCAUUUUAUUGUAUUCUUGUUUUAUUGUAUCAAAUGUUUUUCUGUUUUAUACUUGUGUGCUGUGUGUUUGUAUUGUUAUAGCCAUUGGCUAUAAAUAAUAAAAUCUUGAGAAAUUUUA